CCACACCAACUCCCCCAAGUCCGACGACGUCGUCGAGCUCCCACUCUUCCCUCUCCCACUCGUCCUAUUCCCCGGUGCCAUCCUCCCUCUUCAGAUCUUCGAGUUCCGCUACCGCAUCAUGAUGCACACUCUCCUCCACACCGAUCUCCGCUUCGGAGUUAUCUACACGGACGCCGUCUCCGGCACCGCCGAAGUCGGCUGCGUCGGCGAGGUCAUAAAGCACGAGCGCCUCGUCGACGACAGGUUCUUCCUCAUCUGCAAGGGCCAAGAGCGGUUCCGCGUCACCAAGGUUGUGAGGACCAAGCCCUAUUUGGUAGCGGAGGUGACGUGGCUGGAGGACAGGCCUUCGUCGGCGUCGGAGGACCUUGACCUGGAGGGGCUUGCCGGCGAGGUGGAGACUUACAUGAAGGACGUAAUUCGAUUGUCGAAUCGGUUGGGCGGGAAGCCUGAGAAGGAGGUUGGGGAUUUGAGAAGGAACCUGUUUCCGACGCCGUUUUCGUUCUUCGUUGGGAGCACCUUCGAGGGCGCACCCAGAGAGCAGCAGGCUUUGCUGGAAUUGGAGGACACGGCGGCGAGGUUGAAGAGGGAGAAGGAGACACUGAGGAACACACUCAACUACCUCACUGCUGCUUCUGCGGUCAAAGAUGUCUUCCCUUCUUCUUCCUCUUCCUCUUGAGAUCGCAUAGUCUUAAACAAGUUAGUUCUUUAGUUAAACAAGGAGUGUGAUUAAUUGUAGUUAGAAUAUUCUCUUUCUCUCCUUACAUAUAUUGGCUGCAAAGGGCAAAACGCCAAGCUAUUAUUGCAUAUGUUCUGUUUUGCUCUGAAACCAACACCACCAUGAACCUAUUGGAAAAAUCUGUAAAUUUUUUUUGGUUAUAUUUUUCCUUUCCUUUAUAUCCUUAA
This is a messenger RNA of Arachis ipaensis, 903 nucleotides long. RefSeq lists its product as uncharacterized. Lineage: Eukaryota; Viridiplantae; Streptophyta; Magnoliopsida; Fabales; Fabaceae. The record is from RefSeq and is a predicted model, not a curated record.